AUGGAGAGAACUAUAAUCAUGAAGACUGUUAGAACACAACAAAAAAAAGAAUGUAUUUCAGACACCAAAGCCAAAAACCAGCCUACAGCUAAGGACAAACACGAUGUUUCUCCUACAAAAGGACAAGUAUCCAAAAACACCCAGAGAAAGAAAAUCAAUCCGGAUUCCCUUAAACAGGCUAAAUUAUUGGCAGAAAAAGCCAUUCAGGAAAAUAAAAUAUUUACUAUCCAAGGCUAUUAUCCGUACAUACGGAGUGGCCUGAGAAGCAGAGGAUGGCUGGAGAAAAACUUUCAUAAGAGCCAACAUGAUUAUGUUGAUGAUCCAGAAGGUCUCUGUGAUCUUACAUCAAGGCUUUUACGUCAUCAAGAUCCCAAUUUUGUCUGGGUACCGACCUAUAACUCCUUGGAUAGCCGCUUGUUAAAAAACGAUGACAUUAUCGUGAAUCAUUAUUCCAAAUCAAUGUUCACAACCAAGGUGGGCCUGUGCCUCAAUUUAAGAAACCUACAUUGGUUUGCAGACGCUGACCUCAAUUCCUUUUUCCCACGUUGCUACAGACUGGGAGCCAAAGAGGAAAACCAAGCGUUUAUUGAGGAUUUCCGGCUCACCGCCGCCUCCAAACCGCUUGUAGCAAGCGUCCCGGUUCAAGUGAUCAAAACGGCUCUCAAGGCGUGCAAGCAAUACUUGAACACCUCGGAGCACGAAGAUAUCGACUGGAAACCGGGUUCUACUCAUGCCAUUACAGAAGAUGAAUGGAAAGAGUUCCUGGACGGAUAUUAUCAGGCGAUCCAUAAAAAUAUCAUCAUAAACGAGGCUGAAAAUUAUGUUAGCCGGUGCCAAGAUAUGUUACAAAAGCUGAAGGCAGUGAAACCGCAGCUGGACAUUGACGGGGAAAGAAAUAUAUGGAUUGUAAAGCCCGGAGCUAGCAGCAGAGGAAGGGGCAUAACCUGUGUUGAUUGCCUAGAGGAAGCCCUUACGUUUGUGGACUGCGAUUCACUGUCUAUAAACGAUGACAAGUUGGUGGUGCAAAAAUAUAUCGAGAAGCCAUUGCUAAUUUACGGCACCAAGUUUGACAUACGCCAAUGGUUUGUGGUAACCAACUGGAAUCCGCUAACCAUCUGGUACUACGAGGAGUGUUACCUGCGUUUUUCAUCGCAACCGUUCUCCUUGAAGAACCUGCACUCUUCCAUACACCUGUGCAAUAAUGCCGUUCAAAAGAACUAUGAGAUUUCCAGAAGCCGACAUCCGCAGCUCCCAAAAGAAAACAUGUGGUUCAAGAAUCAGUUUCAAGAUUACCUCCAGAUGACCGGAGCAACCAACGCAUGGAAAGAAAUAAUUGAACCAGGCAUGAAAGCAGCCAUUAUUCACACCAUGCGAUGUUCCCAGGACGUGGAGGAGGGAAGGAAAAAUAGUUUUCAGAUCUAUGGUGCGGACUUCAUGUUUGAUGAGGACUUCCAACCCUGGUUGAUUGAGAUCAAUGCUAAUCCCGAUAUGUCACUGUCUACAUCAGUGACCAGCAGGCUCGUCAAUAGAGUCCAAGAGGACAUAUUGCGCCUCAUCCUAGACCGGAAACAGGACGCCGACGCUUACGUGGGAGCAUUUGAGCUCAUUUAUAGACAACCUGUAAUAAAAAUCCCUCUAUAUGAGAGAAAGCAGCUGUUAGUCAAAGGGAGUGAGAUCAAAAAACCACUCCAGACCUCACCAUUAAUGACCGACGAGAAGAAUCAAACGUUCAAAGAAAGUAUUGCUAAGGGUGAAAGGAACCUUUGCUUAUUACACAGAGCAAAAACCACAGCAACCUGGAGAGGAAUAAAAGAAGGGAGAGAAACAUCACCUUCUAAGAAGGUUGAGCGUCUCAUACUUCCUACUAUUAAACAGGGACUGGAGAAGAGAAAAGAAGGGGUUAACCAGUAUCAGCUACCAAAACUCUGUGCACGUGAAAAGACCAUUAGAAGGAAGGACCCAGCAAGGGCUAAAAAUGAAGCCUUUGACAAUAAGAAAUUGCCCAGCAUAGAUUCUGGCCAAUUACAAGUAAUUGGUCGUUUAGCAAAGAUACAACAACCACUAACCAGGUCAUUGUGUAAAGGAACACACUCUUUAGCAUCUCCAUAUCAAAUGUUUACCGGUGGCAAAAAGUAA
Molecule: messenger RNA, 2136 nt
Organism: Xenopus tropicalis (tropical clawed frog)
Lineage: Eukaryota; Metazoa; Chordata; Amphibia; Anura; Pipidae
Product: tubulin monoglycylase TTLL3
Exons: 2
Coding region: 1-2136 (711 amino acids)
Molecular function (GO): ligase activity
Source: RefSeq, a predicted model, not a curated record